This is a messenger RNA of Pelobates cultripes (western spadefoot toad), 303 nucleotides long. NCBI's taxonomy places the organism in Eukaryota, Metazoa, Chordata, Amphibia, Anura, Pelobatidae. The record is from the annotation of a GenBank genome assembly.
AUGGCGGGCACCAUGUGCGCGGAGGACAAAGGGACGACCAGCCCUCUCCUGGGGCUCACGGAGGACACCGCGGCUCCCACCUCCCGACCUUGCCAUACGGAGGGGCGGGAGAACCCUCACUUACCCCUGCAGCCACAAUCACCAACGAGGUUAACGGCUACACCGGGGAGACAGAAAUACACCGCGCAUCGCACAUCCCCGCCUGGAAACACUGAGCCUGCUGCCCAGCAGAACAAUCCGACAAGGAGACCGUCCAACCACUCACAUCCCUCCCAGCCUGCAACCAAUCGAUCCAAAAAGUGA